This is a messenger RNA of Neoarthrinium moseri, 2151 nucleotides long. RefSeq lists its product as uncharacterized. Lineage: Eukaryota; Fungi; Ascomycota; Sordariomycetes; Amphisphaeriales; Apiosporaceae. The record is from RefSeq and is a predicted model, not a curated record. Gene Ontology annotation, cellular component: membrane coat. Gene Ontology annotation, molecular function: clathrin binding. The transcript is spliced from 4 exons. The coding region runs from base 1 to 2151 and encodes 716 amino acids. Gene Ontology annotation, biological process: vesicle-mediated transport; intracellular protein transport.
AUGCAGGGCAAGGUCGCCGAGCUGCGCCUCGAGUUGAACAGCGGCGGCAAGAAGGACAAGAACUUUACCCAGAAGAAGAUCGCCCUCAAGAAGAUCGUCGCCAACAUGACCAUGAGCAACAACGAGAUGGUCUCGCUCUUCCCCGACAUCAUCGCCUGCAUGCAUAUACAGAGUUUGGAGAUCAAGAAGAUGUGCUUCUUGUUCCUGGUCAACUACUCGAGGAUGAAGCCUGAGAUCGCCGUCAAGGCAAUUCCGGUGCUGGAACAGGACAUGCAAGAUUCAAACCCGCUGGUCAGAGCUCUGGCUCUGCGAACCAUGUCGUACGUCCAUGUGCGGGAGUUUGUGGAGGCUACUGUCCCACUGGUCAAGCACAUGCUCAGAGACUCGGACCCGUAUGUCCGGAAGACGGCUGCCUACUGUGUCGCCAAGCUCUACGACCACGAUAAGCACAUGGUGGAGCGGUCAGACUUGAUAGAGAGGUUGAACUCGUUACUCAGGGACGACAAUCCGACGGUCGUGGCUAGUGCGCUCGCCGGCCUGAUGGACAUCUGGGAGAGGAGCGAUGCGAUCAAGCUCACUAUCGACUACAGCAAUGCCUCCAAGAUGGUGGCUAUCCUUCCGGACUGUUCGGAAUGGGGUCAAACAUACAUCCUCGAGGCCUUGAUGUCCUACGUCCCGCAAGAAUCAGGGGAAGCCACUUUGUUGGCCGAACGGAUAGCGCCGCGGUUGUCGCACUCGAAUUCCGCAGUAGUCCUGACCUGCAUUCGGGUGAUUCUCUACUUGCUGAACUACAUCGAGAACGAGAAGCACGUUGCUGCGUUAUGCCGCAAGUUAUCGCCGCCCCUGGUCACCUUACUUGCCAAGGGCCCCGAGGUCCAGUAUCUCGCACUACGAAAUGCCCUCCUGAUUCUGCAGAGGAGACCUGAAGUACUACGCAAUGAUAUUCGCGUCUUUUUCUGCAAAUACAACGACCCGAUUUAUGUCAAGGUCACGAAACUGGAGCUCAUCUUCAUGCUUGCAAACGAGAAGAACAUCGACGAGGUUCUCACCGAAUUGCGCGAGUACGCAACCGAGGUCGAUGUCCAUUUCGUCCGCAAAGCUGUACGCGCCAUCGGAAAGUUGGCCAUUAAGAUUGAGCCCGCUGCCAGGCGGUGUAUCAACCUUCUCCUAGAGCUGGUCGCUACCAAGGUCCCUUACAUUGUGCAAGAAGCUACCGUGGUUAUCCGAAAUAUUUUCCGCAAGUAUCCCAACCAGUACGAAUCCAUCAUCGGUACGCUCUGUGAGCACCUGGACUCGCUUGACGAGCCUGAGGCCAAGGCAGCCAUGGUCUGGGUUAUUGGCCAAUACGCUGCGCGCAUCGAGAACUCGGACGCUCUGCUCGAAGACUUUUUGUACUCGUUCGCUGAGGAGCCCGUCGAGGUCCAGCUUGCUCUCCUGACGGCAACUGUGAAGCUCUUCAUCCAGCGCCCCACGAAGGGGCAGGACUUAGUCCCCAAGGUCCUGAAAUGGGCUACGGAAGAGACUGACAACCCUGAUCUGCGAGAUCGUGCGUACAUGUACUGGCGACUACUGUCGUCAGAUAUGAGCAUCGCCAAGCAAAUUGUCAUGGGUGAGAAACCACCCAUCACAGCCGAGUCCGAGAAGCUUGACCCGCAGACACUCGAGGAGAUGUGUCUCAACGUCGGCACACUCGCCACCAUCUACCUCAAGCCGGUCCAGACCGUCUUCCGGUCUGCCAGGCCACGUCGUUUGACAGACAGCCCUGCACUGCAAAAGGAUAAGUUGCCAACAAGCCAGAACCUACCACAGUUCGAGAACCAAAAGCAUCUCAGCAUGUUGGGCAUGGGAGGACAGCCCGCCGUCGUGCGAACGUCAAAUCAAGGCGGACUAGCAGGCUUCGACGGUGACAACUUCAAUGGCCAGCCCGCAAACGGGAACGGCGGCGAUCUGAAUCAAGCUGUUAACGAUGCCGAUGCCUACUUUGCUGGCUUGGGCUCGCAGCAGAUGGCCGCCAUGGGCAUCCACGAUGCCCAGGAUGCAUUUGGCGGGAAUGGAAACGAGGCCGGCUACGUCGUGAACCAGUAUGCCCCACAACAAGUUUUCAGGCCGGCGCAGGGAGGCGGCAGCAACGGAGAUCUGUUGAUGCUCUAG